This is a messenger RNA of Propithecus coquereli (Coquerel's sifaka), 2058 nucleotides long. RefSeq names its product E2F transcription factor 4, p107/p130-binding (gene E2F4). Gene Ontology annotation, biological process: regulation of transcription by RNA polymerase II. The transcript has 10 exons. Gene Ontology annotation, cellular component: RNA polymerase II transcription regulator complex. The record is from RefSeq and is a predicted model, not a curated record. Lineage: Eukaryota; Metazoa; Chordata; Mammalia; Primates; Indriidae. Gene Ontology annotation, molecular function: RNA polymerase II cis-regulatory region sequence-specific DNA binding; DNA-binding transcription factor activity, RNA polymerase II-specific; protein dimerization activity. Bases 58 to 1284 code for a protein of 408 amino acids.
GUGGCGGCGGCGCCGGCCUGGCCUGGCCUGGCUGAGGGGAGGCGGCGGGCGGGCGCGAUGGCGGAGGCCGGGCCACAGGCGCCGCCGCCCCCGGGCACCCCAAGCCGGCACGAGAAGAGUCUGGGACUUCUCACCACCAAGUUCGUGUCGCUUCUGCAGGAGGCCAAGGACGGCGUGCUUGACCUCAAGCUGGCAGCUGACACCCUAGCUGUGCGCCAGAAGCGGCGGAUUUAUGACAUUACCAACGUGUUAGAAGGUAUUGGGCUGAUCGAGAAAAAAUCCAAGAACAGCAUCCAGUGGAAGGGUGUGGGGCCUGGCUGCAACACCCGAGAGAUUGCCGACAAGCUGAUUGAGCUCAAGGCAGAGAUCGAGGAGCUCCAGCAGCGGGAGCAAGAACUGGACCAACACAAGGUGUGGGUGCAGCAGAGCAUCCGGAACGUCACAGAGGACGUGCAGAACAGCUGCUUGGCCUACGUGACUCAUGAGGACAUCUGCAGAUGCUUUGCUGGAGACACCCUCCUGGCCAUCCGGGCCCCAUCGGGCACCAGCCUGGAGGUGCCCAUCCCAGAGGGUCUCAAUGGGCAGAAGAAGUACCAGAUCCACCUAAAGAGUGUGAGUGGCCCCAUCGAAGUGCUGCUGGUGAACAAGGAGGCAUGGAGCUCACCACCUGUGGCUGUGCCUGUGCCGCCACCUGAAGAUCUGCUCCAGAGCCCACCUGCUGUUUCUACCCCUCCACCUCUGCCCAAGCCUGCCCUAGUCCAGCCCCAGGAAGCCUCACGUCCAAGCAGUCCCCAGCUGACCACUUCCACCCAUGUCCCUGGCACCACCGAAGUCCUAGGGGUGGCCAGCCCAGCAGCUGAGAUCACAGUGAGUGGUGGCCCUGGAACUGAUAGCAAGGACAGUGGUGAGCUCAGCUCACUCCCGCUGGGCCCGACAGCACUGGACACCCGGCCACUGCAGUCUUCUGCCCUGCUGGACAGCAGCAGCAGCAGCAGCAGCAGCAGCAACAGCAGCAGUUCAGCUGGACCCAACCCUUCUACCUCUUUUGAGCCCAUCAAGGCAGACCCCACAGGCGUUCUGGAACUCCCCAAAGAGCUGUCAGAAAUCUUUGAUCCCACACGAGAGUGUAUGAGCUCGGAGCUGCUGGAGGAGUUGAUGUCCUCAGAAGUGUUUGCCCCCCUCCUCCGUCUUUCUCCGCCCCCGGGAGACCACGAUUACAUCUACAACCUGGACGAGAGUGAAGGUGUCUGUGACCUCUUUGAUGUGCCUGUUCUCAACCUGUGACUGACAGGGACAUGCCCUGUGUGGCUGGGACCCAGACCUGGGGGCUGCCUGGGGACCUCCCCUGACCCACUCCUACACAGCUUGAGAGCCACAGACUUCUGGUUCUCCAGCCUCCCCUCUGCACAGUUCUGGCCACAGCUCCCAUUCCUGUACUGGCACUUGCACUGUGCUCACAGUGCAGGGGAAAGGGGCUCAGCCCCCACCACGGCGGAGCCAAAGCGUUUGUCUCUCCUUUUCUGGGGCCUUCCCCAGCCCAGGCUCGGCUGCCACCCAGUGGCUCAGAACCCAGGACCCGCCAUCGCCCCCAGAGGGCAGCUUGUCCAGCCCCACUGCCCUGCUGCCACCCCGUUUCCCCCCAGGGAGAGAAGGGUGGGGUAGAGCUGGGCACAUGCCAGCCCACCCCUGGUUUCCUUCGCUGCUCCCCACCCCUCAGCCCUCUGGCUCUUUGUGGACCUCUUAUGUGCCCCUCUUUUGGGCCCUUAGCCCUGGAAACGCAGGUGGCCAUGGGGAGGCGCUAACAAGAAGGAACAGAGGUCCCUAGCUAGGAAUCUGGGCAGUCUGGCCCUGAGGAUUAGCCCAGCUCCCGCUGCCCCAUAGCCCCCCUUGUUUCCAUUUAUUCAUUUACCCUCAUUUAGAGCCAUUUGCAGAGAUUUAGAAAGAUUUACAGUAACGAAUGGAUUCCUAUAUAAAAGAUUAUUUUUAUACUUUUUGCAGCAAAAGGAAAUUGUAAUAUUUGUACAGUGUCCAAGUGAAUAAAGACCAUGCCUAAGGCUA